CGGGCGGCCAUGGCAGGCUACGUGCCGGGUCAGCAGCCGGCCAACCGCAGCCAGGAGAAGGAGUUCGUGCAGGCGUACGAGGAUGUGCUGGAGCGCUACAAAGAUGAACGGGACCGGGUUCAGAAGAAAACGUUCACCAAGUGGGUCAACAAGCACCUGAUGAAGGUCCGCAAGCACAUCAAUGAUCUUUAUGAAGAUCUGCGGGAUGGCCAUAACCUGAUCUCUCUGCUGGAGGUCCUCUCAGGCAUCAAAUUGCCCCGAGAGAAGGGCAGGAUGCGUUUUCAUAGGUUGCAGAAUGUGCAGAUUGCCCUGGACUUCCUAAAGCAGCGACAGGUGAAACUGGUGAAUAUUCGCAAUGAUGACAUCACAGAUGGUAACCCCAAGCUGACCCUGGGCCUGAUAUGGACCAUUAUUUUGCACUUCCAGAUCUCUGACAUCUACAUUAGUGGGGAAUCAGGGGAUAUGUCAGCCAAGGAGAAACUACUCCUCUGGACCCAGAAGGUGACAGCUGGUUACACAGGAAUCAAAUGCACCAACUUCUCCUCCUGCUGGAGUGAUGGGAAGAUGUUCAAUGCCCUUAUUCACCGAUACAGACCCGAUCUGGUGGAUAUGGAGAGGGUGCAAAUCCAAAGCAACCGAGAGAACCUGGAACAGGCUUUCGAAGUGGCAGAAAGACUGGGGGUCACCCGGUUGCUGGAUGCAGAAGAUGUGGAUGUGCCAUCUCCAGAUGAAAAGUCUGUAAUCACUUAUGUGUCUUCAAUUUAUGAUGCCUUUCCUAAAGUCCCUGAGGGUGGAGAAGGGAUCAGUGCUAUGGAAGUGGACUCCAGGUGGCAAGAAUACCAAAGCCGGGUGGACUCCCUCAUUCCCUGGAUCAAACAGCAUACCAUACUGAUGUCAGAUAAAUCCUUCCCCCAGAACCCUGUUGAACUAAAGGCACUUUAUAAUCAGUAUAUACACUUCAAAGAAACAGAAAUUCUGGCCAAGGAGAGAGAAAAAGGACGAAUUGAGGAAUUAUAUAAAUUAUUAGAGGUAUGGAUUGAAUUUGGUCGAAUUAAGUUGCCUCAAGGUUACCACCCUAAUGAUGUGGAAGAAGAGUGGGGAAAGCUCAUCAUUGAGAUGCUGGAGCGAGAGAAAUCACUUCGGCCAGCUGUAGAGAGGCUGGAAUUGUUGCUGCAGAUUGCAAACAAAAUCCAGAAUGGUGCUUUGAACUGUGAAGAAAAACUAACACUAGCUAAGAAUACACUGCAGGCUGAUGCUGCUCACCUGGAAUCAGGACAACCUGUGCAAUGCGAGUCAGAUGUCAUCAUGUAUAUUCAGGAGUGUGAAGGUCUCAUCAGGCAGCUGCAGGUGGAUCUCCAGAUCCUACGAGAUGAGAAUUACUACCAACUAGAAGAGCUGGCUUUUAGGGUCAUGCGUUUGCAGGAUGAGCUGGUCACCUUGCGUCUAGAGUGUACAAAUCUGUACCGGAAGGGUCACUUCACUUCCCUUGAAUUUGUUCCGCCCUCUACUUUAACCACUACUCAUCUAAAAGCAGAACCCCUGACCAAGGCAACUCAUUCUUCUUCUACCUCUUGGUUCCGAAAGCCCAUGACUCAGGCUGAGCUUGUAUCUAUCUCGUCUUCUGAAGAUGAAGGCAAUCUCCGAUUUGUAUAUGAACUACUGUCUUGGGUGGAAGAGAUGCAGAUGAAACUAGAGCGAGCAGAGUGGGGCAAUGACCUGCCUAGUGUGGAGUUACAGCUGGAAACACAGCAGCACAUCCACACCAGUGUAGAAGAACUGGGCUCAAGUGUCAAAGAGGCCAGGUUGUAUGAGGGAAAGAUGUCCCCAAAUUUCCAUACCAGCUAUGUUGAAACACUUGGAAAGCUGGAGACACAAUACUGUAAAUUGAAGGAAACGUCUAGCUUCCGGAUGAGACAUCUUCAGAGCCUGCAUAAAUUUGUCUUCAGAGCUACAGCUGAGUUGAUCUGGUUGAAUGAGAAGGAGGAGGAGGAACUAGCAUAUGACUGGAGUGACAACAAUCCCAAUAUCUCAGCCAAGAGAAACUACUUUUCUGAGUUGACGAUGGAACUGGAGGAGAAACAGGAUGUAUUUCGGUCUCUACAAGAUACAGCAGAAAUGCUAUCACUUGAGAACCACCCAGCCAAACAGACUGUGGAGGCUUACAGUGCUGCUGUCCAGUCCCAGUUGCAGUGGAUGAAGCAGCUCUGCUUGUGUGUUGAGCAGCACGUGAAAGAGAAUACCGCUUACUUUCAGUUCUUCAGUGAUGCACGAGACCUGGAGUCAUUCUUGAGGAACCUUCAUGACUCCAUCAAACGAAAAUAUUCCUGUGACCACAAUACCAGCUUAUCCCGCCUUGAGGACCUGCUCCAGGACUCCAUGGAUGAAAAGGAGCAACUUAUACAAUCCAAGAGUUCCGUUGCCAGUCUUGUUGGCCGAUCAAAAACUAUUGUUCAGCUAAAACCCCGCAAUCCAGACCAUGCACUAAAGAGUACAAUUUCUGUAAAGGCCAUCUGUGACUAUCGACAAAUUGAGAUCACUAUUUGCAAGAAUGAUGAGUGUGUGCUAGAGGAUAAUUCCCAGCGGACCAAGUGGAAAGUGAUUAGCCCCACAGGGAAUGAAGCAAUGGUGCCCUCAGUCUGCUUCCUCAUCCCCCCACCCAAUAAGGACGCCAUUGAGAUGGCCAGCAGGGUGGAACAGUCUUAUCAGAAGGUGAUGGCCCUUUGGCACCAGCUUCACGUUAACACCAAAAGCCUUAUCUCCUGGAACUAUCUGCGAAAAGAUCUUGACCUUGUACAGACCUGGAACCUAGAAAAGCUCCGAUCCUCUGCACCAGGGGAGUGCCACCAGGUCAUGAAGAACCUCCAGGCUCACUAUGAAGACUUUCUGCAGGAUAGUCGUGACUCCGUGCUCUUCUCAGUGGCUGAUCGCUUGCGCGUGGAAGAGGAGGUGGAGGCUUGUAAAGCCCGCUUCCAGCACCUGGUGAAGUCCAUAGAGAAUGAGGACAAAGAGGAGACUGUGGCCAAGAUGUAUAUUUCAGAGCUGAAGAAUAUUCGGCUACGCCUGGAGGAGUGUGAACAGAAGGUGGUCAAACGAAUCCAGUCCUUAGCCAGCUCUAGGACUGACAAAGAUGCCCGGCAGGACAAUGCAUUAAGGAUUGCAGAGCAAGAGCGUACCCAGGAGGAUUUGCAGCAACUGAAGUCAGACUUAGAUGCUGUUUCCACGAAAUGCAACAGCUUUCUCCAUCAAUCUCCAUCUGGUUCAAGUGUCCCAACUUUGCGCUCAGAACUGAAUCUUUUGGUGGAGAAGAUGGACCAUGUCUAUGGUCUCUCUACUGUCUAUCUGAAUAAAUUAAAGACAAUCGAUGUUAUAGUGCGUAGUAUACAGGAUGCUGAACUCUUGGUCAAGGGUUAUGAAAUCAAGCUGAGUCAAGAGGAAGCAGUACCAGCAGAUCUCUCAGCUCUGGAGUCCCAUCGGUCUACGUUACGGCACUGGCUUAGUGAUGUGAAGGAGAAGAAUUCGGUGUUUUCAGUCCUAGAUGAGGAAAUUGCCAAGGGCAAGGUAGUAGCAGAGCAGCUGAGUCGUCUGACACCAGAGCGAAACCUGGAUUUGGAGCGCUACCAGGAAAAGGGUUCCCAGCUGCAGGAGCGUUGGCACCGAGUCAUUGCCCAGCUUGAAACCCGCCAAACUGAGUUAGAAAGUAUCCAGGAAGUUCUGGGAGAUUACCGAGCCUGCCAUGGAACUCUCAUCAAGUGGAUUGAGGAAACCACUGCCCAACAGGAAAUGAUGAAGCCAGGCCAGGCUGAGGAUAGCAGAGUGCUGUCGGAACAGCUCAGCCAGCAGACGGACCUAUUUGCAGAAAUUGAGAGAAAUCAGACAAAACUGGACCAGUGUCAAAAAUUUUCCCAGCAAUACUCCACUAUUGUAAAGGACUACGAAUUACAACUGAUGACAUACAAGGCCUUUGUGGAAUCACAACAGAAGUCCCCUGGCAAGCGCCGUCGCAUGCUUUCCUCUUCAGAUGCCAUCACGCAAGAGUUCAUGGACUUACGGACUCGUUACACAGCACUGGUGACCUUAACAACUCAGCAUGUGAAAUACAUCAGUGAUGCACUCCGUCGGCUGGAGGAGGAAGAGAAAGUAGUAGAAGAGGAAAAACAGGAACAUGUGGAGAAGGUUAAAGAACUGUUGGGCUGGGUGUCUACUUUAGCAAGGAAUACACAAGGAAAAUCUACCUCAUCCCAGACCAAAGAAUCAACAGACAUUGAAAAAGCUAUUUUGGAACAGCAGGUUCUAGCAGAAGAGUUGACAACCAAGAGAGAACAAGUAUCUGAAGCCAUUAAAACUUCACAGAUCUUCUUGGCUAAGCAUGGUCAUAAGCUUUCAGAAAAAGAGAAGGAACAGAUAUCUGAGCAAUUGAACUCCCUAAAUAAGACUUAUCAUGACCUCUGUGAUGGUUCAGCAACCCAGCUUCAGCAGCUUCAGAGCCAGCUGGCUCAGCAGACAGAACAAAAGGAUUCCAGAGCCGUUGCUGGGGUGAUUGACCUAGGCACAGUGGAGAUAUUUCCCGUCUUCAGAGCCAUGCAAAAGGGCCUUAUUGACCAAGACACAGGCCUUAUGCUCCUAGAAUCCCAGGUUAUCAUGUCUGGCCUCAUUGCCCCUGAGACCAGUGAAAACCUCUCUUUGGAGGAGGGUCUUGCCAGAAACCUCAUUAAUCCCCAGAUGUACCAGCACCUCCAGGAACUACAGGAUGCCCUGUCCUUAAUAAGCAGGCUUACUGAGAGCAAAGGCCCUCUUUCAGUGGUGGAAGCAAUUGAAAAGAGAAUAAUCAGUGAAAGAAUUGGACUGAAAAUCUUAGAAGCUCACCUGGCAACUGGAGGUUUCAGGCUCUCUGCUAGUGGGAACUGUAUUAACCUGGAAGAAGCCUUUCAUCAGGGGCUCAUUUCUUCAUGGCUUCAUUCAGUAUUAGAGUCUCAUCUGAGAUCAUCCAAGAACUUGAUAGACCCCAACACAGCUGAAAAAAUCAGUUUGCUGGAUCUGAUGCAGAGAUGUAUCGUCCACCAGGAAUCAGGGUUGAAAUUGCUCCCUGUCAAGCAAUUGGCAGGGGGAAUGGUGAGCUUGAAAUCAAGCAGGAAGGUUAGCAUUUUCCGGGCAGUUCAGGAAGGGCUAAUAGAUAGACAGGUGACUGUCCGGCUGCUAGAAGCUCAGCUUUUUGCUGGUGGCAUAGUAGAUCCAAGAACGGGACACAGACUAACAGUGGAAGAGGCUGUGAGACAUAAUUUGAUUGACCAAGAUAUGGCCUGUGCUAUUUUCAUAAGGCAGCUUCAGACUGGGGGCAUCAUAGACACUGUCACUGGGCAAAGGCUGACAAUCGAUGAAGCAGUAAGCAAUGGUCUGGUAGCUGCUAAGAUCGCUCUUGUGAUUCUGGAGUCCCUGUGGUCAUUCAUGGGCUUGUUAUGGCCUGACUCUGGAGAGAUCCUCCCAGUUACAGAUGCCUUAGAACAAGGUAUUGUGUCUAGUGAAUUAGCACAUAAAAUCCUUAGCAACCGACAGCAUAUUAAGGCUUUAUUUCUACCAGCAAACACAGAGAUUUGGUCCUGGGAGAAAGCAAUAGAAAAUGGUAUCUUGGACAAAGAUCUUGCCAAUAACUUAAAAUUGAUUCGUAUACCUGAUGUAAUGCCUCAUGUACAAUUAGCAGACUCUUUAGAAAGAAAUAAAUCAAGCAUUCAUCCUGAAGCAGCAUCUAGACUGUGCAGCGAGGGCCAAUCCCAGCAUAUAGCAAGCCAUAGUGAGAAGCUGUUGUUUCAACUGAUGACUCACAGCUAUGUAAAUGUACAGAAUGGGCAGAGGCUGCUUCUGUUAGAUAAAGAGCUGAUGGAGACACUAACAUGUGGCGAUUACCAUCCUCCAGAAGUGCUUGGAAUUGGGCACCAAAGACUACAAACUCCCAAGAAAUUCCAAGAAUCCGGUAAUGUGAAAAUCACAGGAACAUUGAAUGAUGGGCUGACUGUGAGGCCACCUGAGUUCCAGUUUUCUUCUCAGAACAAAGAAUAUCCUGAUCAGGAAGACUGCAUUGAAGCAAAAGGGGAAGGGACCAUUGCAGAAACAGAAGGUUCUUCUAUAGAGAACCCUGAAAAGGAUCUGUUUGUAAGAGAACAAAAAGAGAAAAAUCCAAAUGUUGGCACUUUGAAGGUAAUAAAUAAAGUCAAAUCAGAGUCACAAAGGCAGUUGUUAGGUACCAAAAAGGAAGACCAGACAGAAAGGUCUACCAGAGAAGACAUCAGCAGGGUACGACUCCUGACAGUACCUCCUGGGGAAGCAGAAGGUGUGCGCUUGGUGGUUGACAAAGAUCUUUCUUCUGUGGAAACUUCAGUGAAAGAAUGUCAGCCUUUUACAAGUACCUCCUUUACAUGUCAGAAAGAACAAGCAAACACUCUUGAGACUGAAUAUAUUCCAGGUGAAACUGGAAGACCUCUCAUAAAAACCCAAAACAAAAUGUCACAGUUUCAAGCAGAGAAAACUCUAGGUAUCAAAUCAGAAGUAAAGUCUGAAAGUGCUAUGAAUAUUCACUCUCUAGACAAAAAGGAAGUGCUAAAUAAAACAGUUUUGGCCAAUGAUGGCCAUAAACAAAGUCAAGAAGGACAAAACAUGGUAGCUGGUAGUAUGACGACGUUAGAAAAAACUGACGAGGGUGAUGGUGGUGAGACUUCCCUGUCACGCAGUCAUCCUUCAGAACUGCUAGAAGAAGCCACCUUAAAUGUGUUAUCCGCACAGUUACUAGAUGGUGGGAUCCUUCAUGAACAAACGGGUCAAAAGCUCUUACUAAAUGAAGCAAUCAUUCAAGGCAUUGUGCCAAGCCACACUGCUGUGAAACUUAUGGGAAAGCUGAACAUGUUUCGGGGCUUCUUUGAUUCUCAGACCUGUGAGUCUUUGACAACUGAAGAAGUCAUUGGUGAAGGUCUCAUGGAUGAGAAAUUAUUACAUAAUGUCCUCAAGGCCGACAAAGCUAUAAGUGGUGUCUUAGACCCCCGUACUCAAACACUGUGCUCUGUAAAGGAUGCAGUUGCAGUUGGGCUUAUUGACAAGGAAACAGCCACCAAGAUUUUGGAGGGGCAAGUGGUGACUGGGGGAAUUGUUGACUUGAAACGAGGCAAAAAAGUUUCAGUAACUUUGGCCUCAAAUCUUGGCUUGGUGGACAGUGCUGACCAAAUAGAGCUUAUUAAUCUGGAGAAAGCUUCCAAAGGCAGAGAUGUUGAAAAAACUGUUAGGGAGAGAUUAAUUAGUUUACAAAUGGAAACAACAGGAUUUAUAGACCCUGACAGCAAAGCUCCUUUAACAGUUGUACAGUCUAUUGACAGAGGUCUUUUGGAGAGAGAGGAGGCCAUUCAUUUGUUGACUAAGCAGGUGGUAGAUGGAGGCGUCAUUCACCAUGUAUCUGGGAUGAGGCUUUCUGUUGAUAAUGCCUUUAAACAUGGCUUAAUAGGUGAAGAUUUAGCCAAGCAACUCAAAAAAGUUGAAAAUUUAAACUUCCAUCAGUUUUCUCACCCUGAAACAAAGGAAACUAUUUUCCUUCCUCAAGCCAUAAAAUUAGGUCUGAUUACCCCAGACUUGAAAAGAGAAAUUCAAGAAAUUCAAGCCUUUUCUGGAAACUUUGUGGAUCUCAUUUCUGGCCAGAGAUUGACCUUGGCAGAAGCUAGAAAGGAAGGAUUGUUAACUAAUAAAGCAAUAUUGUCUUCAGGAAUGAUGAAUGGGAUUGUAGAUCCUGAGAAUUAUAGAAUUGUUCCCUAUUCAGAAUUAGUAAAGAAAUGCAAGAUUGAUAUUGAAUCUGGCCAGAGAUAUCUAGAAGUAAUUCCCUUCUCAGACAUCAAAGAUGGGGUGAGUGACAGAGUGCUUACAUUGUCACAAGCAGUUCAGCUUGGAAAACUAGACUUUGCACCUACACUGAACAUUCUGGAAGCUCAGGCAAAUAGUGGUGGAAUCAUAGAUAGUGCUACAGGAAAAAGACUGACAUUGGGGUCAGCUUUGGAACAGAAAUUGCUGGAUGAGAACAUGUUCAGAAUCAUUGCAUCUCAUCAGGUGUUAAGUGGAGGAAUUAUUGACGUAUUUAAUGAUCAGAGAGUAACUAUGAAGGAAGCUAUUAAGAAAGGGUUGAUUAGCCCUGAACUAGCAACUAUGAUCCAAAUAGAUACUUUAGAGUUCAGUGAUCAAAGGGCUCAGACCGAAAAGGAAGGUGGAAUUGAAGUAUGUGAGUUAAAGAAUGAAUUUCUAGGAAAGGAAAUGUUUAUUGCUUGUAAUCAGACUGUUGAAAUACAUUGUGAUAAAAGACAAAGUGAGAGAUUAUUGCAAAUUGAAAGUAAGUCUGCCCAGGAAAAGGUUCAAGUGAGAAUUUCUGAUAGGGAGCAGGCAGAAAAGAGCAAGGAAGUUUCAUUAAAGGAACUGGGGUACAAGGAUCAAGAUGAGUGGAAAACAUCUGCCAAUGCUACAGACUUUGUCAGCACCACAAUUCCUCCUCAUCUUAAAGGUAAAUCCUCAGGCCAGGUGUCAAUAACACACCCUCACUCUGAAGUUUGUGAUUUUAGACUCAAAGAGGUGACUAAAAAUACCGUGGAAAAAGAUAUAAAUGAAGAGCAGGAAAAAGUAGUGACACAAACAGAAAAUGUCCCUCACACGAAGCAGUCUGCCUCACAUUUAGAUUCUGGAGAAAUAAGAGAAAAUCAAGGGAAAAUGAUUUCAGAAGAGCAACACACAGGCAAAUUGCUGAGUGAGCAGGUUAUGCAGCAACGAGUGAAUACCAGGGUGAAAAGGGAGAAUGAAAAGGAGGAGAUGAAUGUUGAAGAGAGUGCCAAAACAUGCAGAUCGGCUGAAGAAAAAUUGAAUCGGGAAACUGCCAUGAGAGAUGAGCAUGACUCCACUCCUAUGGAAAUGACUCUAAGUGAAAAAGGGAAAGAAGCUGAUAGGGAAAUGGAAUUGUCUACUGUUGGUAAAAUUGAAGACUCUUCUACCCAAAUGUUUCCCAAAGGAAUUCCUGUAAAAAAUCAAAGUACUUUAAUGUUCCUCAGCUCUAAAGAGGCCAGUGAAGGGGUAGUGAAAAAUUUAAGUUUUAGUUUGACUUUAAAACAAGAAGAAGAUUUAUCUCAAGAAAUUACUUAUGGGACCCAGAGUGAACCAUUCCCUUCUGUGACCCGAAAACCUGAAGGGUUGUACUACCAGGAAUCUGUUAAAAAUGCCCAAGUUACAGAUACAUCCCAAGUAUCCAAAACAGACAAGUCUUUCCAAGGGACCGUCAGACAGGAGACCAAAUAUUACCAAGAUUCUCAUGUUAUUUCUAAGACUAAGGAAACCAAAGAUCUGGUUUUCUCAUCUAAUGAGUAUAAAGAAAUGUCAUACCAAGAAGUACCUUUUGACCCAACAAGAGCUCUUAAUCUGAAAGAAAUAGAAGUUUCUGGAGUAGAUACAAAAGAAGUAAAUUAUCUAAAAUUCUCAGACCGAAAGGACCUUCAUCAUCAGGACAGCAAAAGUGACCGUGAACUUGCCAGAAUGCAGGAAAUAAGUAGUGAGAAAUUUCUAGAAAUGGCAAACCCUGCAGGGGUUACAGGUUUAGAAGUAGGGUCUGUUGAAGACAUAGUGGCUCAGAGGGGUCCUGCAGUCUCAGUGUCCCUUCCUCCAGAGCAACAGGAUGCCAUCACUAGUGAAGAAAAGACAGUGUCUCUAACAUUAUUCUCUACAGUGAAGACAGAUGAGAGGACACAACAGGAAAGACUCGCAGAGAGCCCGGGUAAUGAUGUACCCGGGGGAAAGAGAAAUGAAGAUGUAAACCCAGAGCCCCUCAGAGCAACUCAAAAUGUAUUUAACCGUCGACUCUGUUUAGAACAUGACGAGAAGCUUGUAUCCUAUCUGUCUUUGUUACGGGACAUUGAAAUGAGGACCAAACAGAUUCAGCCUCUGGAAUUGAACCUGGCUGAACUGCAGGAUCUCCUAUGUCAGGCCAAGGUUUUAGACAGGGAACUAAAGGAUCUAUCCUCCUUGAUCAGUCAAGAAUUGGAGUGUGUGGAUCAGAUUAUCAUCAGCCAGCCUCAAGAAGUCCCUGCUCAACUGUUGAUGGCUCUGGAGAAGGAUGCCAAGAACCUUCAGAAGUCUCUCAGCUCUGUGAGUGGCACCUGGAGUUCCAGGUUACUUCAAUUCCAGAAUGUUGUGGAAGUAAAAAAGACUAAAGUGUUAAAUGAGCACCUACAACUAGAAGGCAAACUUCAAGAUCUGAGAGCCUGGGUUGGCAAUACCACCCUUAUGCUGAAGAGCAAGGGAUGUAGUGAUGAAAUGGAUGUUGACAGCCUGAAUCACUAUCUCAGGCAACAUGAGGAUUUGAAACAACCCAUGGCCGAAAGGAAGUCUCAGUUGGAUGCUCUUGCUUUUGACAUUCAGUUCUUUAUCUCUGAGCAUGCCCAAGACUUGUCCCCUCAGCAGAAUCGACAGAUGCUGAGGCUUCUGAAUGAGCUGCAGAGGUCCUUCCAGGACCUUUGGGAACAGACUUCAACUCAGAUGGAUGCCUUACAGGGCCAUCUUCGACAAAUGGAGCAGGAAGCCCUGGUUAAGACCCUGCAGAAACAACAAAAUACCUGUCACAAGAAACUAGAGGAUCUUUGCAACUGGGUAGGACAGACAGAAAGAGCACUGGUGGGCCACCAGGGCAGAGUCACCCAGCAGGAUCUCGCUACUUUGCAGAAGAACCAAAGUGACUUAAAGGACUUACGGGACAACAUUCAGAAUCAUGUUGCCUCAUUUGCCACUGUUGUUAAAGACAUCGAAGGGUUCCUGGAAGAGAAUCAGACCAAGCUGAGCCCCCAUGAGUUGACAGCUCUUCAGGAAAAACUUCAUCAGGCUAAGGAGCAGUAUGAGGCUCUCCAGGAAAGGACACGGGCAGCCCAGAAGGAGCUGGAGGAAGCAGUGACUUCAGCCUUACAGCACGAAACUGAGAAGAGUAAAGCAGCAAAAGAACUAGAAGAGAACAAGAGUAAGAUCGAUGCUCUCUUGGACUGGGUGACUUCAGUGGGAUCAUCUGGAGGACAGGUAGAGACAAGCUUUCCAAGAAUGGAGCAACUCUCAACCGCUAGUCUGGACAAAGGAGCCUUGGAUACUACUGAUGGUUACAUGGGGGUGAACCAAGCUCCAGAGAAACUGGACAGGCAAUGUGAGAAGAUGAAGGCCCAUCACCAGGAAUUGCUGUCCCAACAGCAAAAUUUCAUCUUGGCCACCCAGUCAGCUCAAGCCUUCCUAGAUCAACACGGCCACAAUCUUACACCUGAAGAACGACAGAUGCUACAAGGGAAGCUAGGAGAGCUGAAGGAGCAAUAUGCCACUUGCCUGACCCAGUCAGAGGCAGAGCUGAAGCGAGUGCAGACACUUCAGGAUGAGUUGCAGAAGUUUCUGCAGGAUCAUAGGGAGUUUGAGAGUUGGCUUGAACGGUCUGAGAAAGAGCUGGAGAACAUGCACAAGGGAAGCAGCAGUCCUGAGGCCCUUCCCUCCCUGCUGAAGCGGCAGGGGAGCUUCUCAGAGGACGUCAUUUCCCACAAAGGAGACUUGCGAUUUGUGACUAUCUCAGGACAAAAAGUCUUGGACACAGUAAUCAGUUUUAAGGAAGGCCAAGAACCAUCAACAACUGGAAACUUAGUGAAGGACAAGCUGAAGGAUGCAUCAGAACGAUACACUGCUCUCCAUUCAAAGUGUACGCGGUUGGGCUCUCACCUGAACAUGCUACUAGCCCAGUAUCAGCAGUUUCAAAGCAGUGCUGACAGCCUGCAGGCCUGGAUGCAGACUUGUGAGGCCAGUGUACAGAAGCUCCUCUCAGAUACUGUUGCCUCUGAUCCUGGGGUCCUACAGCAGCAGCUUGCAACAACAAAGCAGUUGCAGGAAGAAUUGGCUGAGCACCAAGUACCUGUAGAAAAGCUCCAAAAAGUAGCUCAUGACCUCAUGGAAAUUGAAGGCGAGCCAGCCCCAGACCACAAGCAUGUUCAGGAAACCACAGAUUCCAUACUCAGCCACUUCCAAAGCCUUUCCUGUAGCCUGGCUGAGCGCUCUGCUCUACUGCAAAAGGCAAUUGCUCGAUCUCAGAGUGUCCAAGAAAGCCUGGAGAGCCUGCUGCAGUCACUCAGGGAAGUUGAACAAAACCUGGAAGGGGAACAGGUGGCAUCACUCUCAUCAGGAGUCAUCCAAGAAGCACUAGCCACUAAUAUGAAAUUGAAGCAGGACAUUGCUCGGCAAAAGAGCAGCUUGGAAGCCACCCGUGAGAUGGUGACUCGAUUCAUGGAGACCGCAGACAGCACUACAGCAGCAGUGCUGCAGGGCAAACUGGCAGAAGUGAGCCAGCGCUUUGAACAGCUCUGUCUACGGCAGCAAGAAAAGGAGAGCUCCCUAAAGAAGCUUCUGCCCCAAGCAGAGAUGUUUGAACAUCUCUCUGAUAAGCUGCAGCAGUUCAUGGAGAACAAAAGUCGGAUGCUGGCCUCUGGAAAUCAGCCAGAUCAAGAUAUCGCACAUUUCUUCCAGCAGAUCCAGGAGCUCAAUUUAGAAAUGGAAGACCAACAGGAGAACCUAAAUACUCUUGAGCACAUGGUCACUGAAUUGAGCUCCUGUGGCUUUGCACUAGACCUGUCUCAGCAUCAGGACAGGGUGCAGAACCUCAGAAAGGACUUCAAAGAUCUACAGAAGACAGUUAAAGAAAGAGAGAAAGAUGCAUCGUCUUGCCAGGAACAGUUGGAUGAAUUCCGGAAGCUGAUUAGGACCUUCCAGAAAUGGCUGAAAGAAAUCGAAGGCAGUAUUCCACCUACAGAGACUUUCAUGAGUGCUAAAGAGCUAGAAAAGCAGAUUGAACACCUCAAGAGUCUCCUAGAUGACUGGACAAGUAAGGGAACUCUAGUGGAAGAAAUCAAUUGCAAAGGCACUUCUUUAGAAAAUCUCAUCAUGGAGAUCACAGCACCUGAUUCCCAAGCCAAGACCGGUUCCAUACUGCCCUCUGUAGGAAGCUCUGUAGGCAGUGUAAACGGAUACCACACCUGCAAAGAUCUGACGGAGAUCCAGUGCGACUUGUCAGAUGUAAACUUGAAGUACGAGAAGCUGGGGGGAGUACUUCAAGAGCGCCAGGAAAGCCUUCAGUCUGUCUUCAGCAGAAUGGAGGAGGUUCAGAGGGAGGCAAGCUCAAUGCUGCACUGGCUGGAAUCAAAAGAGGAAGUCCUAAAAUCCAUGGAUGUCUCAUCAUCUCCCACCAAGACAGAAACCGUGAAAGCCCAAGCUGAAUCUAAUAAGGCCUUCCUGGCUGAAUUGGAACAGAAUUCUCCAAAAAUUCAAGAAGUAAAGGAAGCUCUGGCCGGAUUACUGGUGACAUAUCCCAACUCACAAGAAGCAGAAAAUUGGAAGAAAAUGCAGGAAGAGCUCAAUUCCCGAUGGGAAAGGGCCACCGAGGUGACUGUGGCUCGACAAAGGCAGCUAGAGGAGUCCGCAAGCCAUCUGGCCUGCUUCCAGGCUGCAGAAUCCCAGCUCCGGCCCUGGCUGAUGGAGAAAGAACUAAUGAUGGGAGUGCUGGGGCCCCUGUCUAUUGACCCCAACAUGUUGAAUGCUCAAAAGCAACAGGUCCAGUUUAUGCUGAAGGAAUUUGAAACACGCAGGCAACAGCAUGAGCAAUUGAAUGAGGCAGCUCAGGGCAUCCUAACAGGCCCUGGAGAUGUCUCUUCAUCCACCAGCCAAGUACAGAAAGAACUCCAGAGCAUCAAUCAGAAGUGGGUUGAGCUAACUGACAGACUCAAUUCCCGUUCCAACCAAAUUGACCAAGCUAUUGUCAAAAGCACACAGUACCAGGAAUUGCUCCAGGACUUAUCAGAGAAGGUAAAAACAGUUGGACAGCGGCUGAGUGGCCAGUCGGCCAUCAGCACCCAACCCGAAGCCGUAAAGCAGCAAUUAGAAGAGACCAGUGAGAUUAGAUCUGACUUAGAGCAAUUAGACCAUGAGGUCAAGGAGGCCCAGACACUGUGCGAUGAACUCUCUGUGCUCAUUGGUGAGCAGUAUCUCAAGGAUGAGCUGAAGAAGCGUUUGGAGACAGUUGCCUUGCCUCUCCAAGGUUUAGAAGAUCUCGCAGCUGAUCGCAUGAACAGACUCCAGGCAGCUCUUGCCAGCACCCAACAGUUCCAGCAAAUGUUUGAUGAGCUGAGGACCUGGUUGGAUGACAAACAAAGCCAGCAAGCAAAAAACUGCCCAAUUUCUGCAAAAUUGGAGCGGCUGCAGUCUCAGCUACAGGAGAAUGAAGAGUUUCAAAAGAGCCUUAAUCAACACAGUGGUUCCUAUGAAGUGAUUGUGGCUGAAGGGGAAUCUCUGCUUCUUUCUGUACCUCCUGGAGAAGAGAAAAGGACUUUGCAAAACCAGUUGGUUGAGCUCAAAUGUCAUUGGGAAGAACUUGGAAAAAAAACUGCAGAUAGACAAUCUAGGCUCAAGGACUGUAUGCAGAAAGCGCAGAAAUAUCACUGGCAUGUACAAGACCUUGUGCCAUGGAUAGAAGAUUGUAAAGCCAAGAUGUCUGAGUUGCGGGUCACUCUAGAUCCAGUGCAACUAGAAUCCAGCCUCCUGAGAUCAAAGGCUAUGCUGAAUGAGGUGGAGAAGCGCCGGUCCCUGCUUGAAAUACUGAAUAGUGCUGCUGACAUUCUGAUCAACUCUUCAGAAACAGAUGAGGACGAUAUCCGGGAUGAGAAGGCUAGGAUCAACCAGAACAUGGAUGCCAUUACAGAAGAGUUGCAGGCCAAAACAGGAUCACUUGAAGAAAUGACUCAGAGGCUGAAGGAAUUCCAGGAAAGCUUUAAGAAUAUUGAAAAGAAGGUUGAAGGAGCCAAACACCAGCUUGAGAUCUUUGAUGCUCUGGGCUCUCAAGCCUGUAGCAACAAGAACCUGGAGAAGCUAAGAGCUCAGCAGGAAGUGUUACAGGCUCUGGAGCCUCAGGUGGACUAUCUGAGGAACUUCACCCAGGGGCUGGUAGAAGAUGCCCCAGAUGGAUCUGAUGCUUCUCAACUGCUACAUCAAGCUGAGACCAGUCAGCAAGAGUUCCUAGAAGUAAAACAAAGAGUGAACAGUGGUUGUGUGAUGAUGGAAAACAAGCUGGAGGGGAUCGGUCAGUUUCACUGCCGAGUCCGAGAAAUGUUUUCUCAGUUGGCAGAUCUGGACGAUGAGCUAGAUGGCAUGGGGGCUAUUGGCAGAGACACUGACAGCCUCCAGUCCCAAAUUGAGGAUGUACGGCUGUUCCUUAACAAAAUCCAAGUCCUCAGGUUGGACAUAGAGGCCUCAGAAGCAGAGUGCCGACAAAUGCUAGAAGAAGAGGGGACUCUGGACUUGUUAGGUCUCAAGAGGGAGCUGGAAGCUCUGAACAAACAAUGUGGCAAGUUGACAGAGAGGGGGAAAGCUCGUCAAGAACAGCUAGAGCUGACAUUGGGCCGUGUAGAGGACUUCUAUAAGAAACUGAAAGUACUCAAUGAGGCCACCACAGCGGCAGAGGAGGCAGAGGCCCUCCAGUGGGUAGUCGGGACCGAAGUGGACGUCAUCAACCAACAGUUGGCAGAUUUUAAAAUGUUUCAGAAAGAACAAGUGGAUCCUCUUCAGAUGAAAUUGCAGCAGGUGAAUGGACUUGGCCAGGGAUUAAUUCAAAGUGCAGGAAAAAACUGUGAUGUGCAAGGUUUAGAACAUGACAUGGAAGAGAUCAAUGCUCGAUGGAAUACACUAAAUAAAAAGGUUGCACAGAGAACUGCACAGCUCCAAGAGGCUUUGUUGCAUUGUGGGAAAUUUCAGGAUGCCUUGGAGCCAUUGCUCAGCUGGUUGGCAGAUACUGAAGAGCUCAUAGCCAAUCAGAAACCUCCAUCUGCUGAGUAUAAAGUGGUAAAAGCACAGAUCCAAGAACAGAAGUUGCUUCAACGGCUCUUAGAUGAUAGAAAGGCCACAGUAGAAAUGCUUCAAGCAGAAGGAGGCAGAAUAGCCCAGUCAGCUGAGCUGGCUGAUAGAGAGAAAAUCACUGGACAGCUAGAAAGCCUUGAAAGCAGAUGGACUGAACUACUCAGCAAGGCAGCAGCCAGGCAAAAACAGCUGGAAGAUAUCUUGGUUCUGGCCAAACAAUUCCAUGAGACAGCUGAGCCUAUUUCUGACUUCUUAUCUGUCACAGAGAAAAAGCUUGCUAACUCAGAACCUGUUGGCACUCAGACUGCCAAAAUACAGCAGCAGAUCAUUCGACACAAGGCUCUGGAAGAAGAAAUAGAAAAUCAUGCAACAGAUGUGCACCAGGCAGUCAAAAUUGGGCAAUCUCUCUCCUCCCUGACAUGUCCUGCAGAGCAGGGUGUGCUGUCAGAAAAGAUAGACUCAUUGCAGGCCCUAUACAGUGAGAUUCAAGACUGGUGCUGUAGGAAAGCAGCCCUGCUUGACCAAGCACUGUCUAAUGCUAGACUGUUUGGGGAGGAUGAGGUGGAGGUGCUCAACUGGCUGGCUGAGGUUGAGGACAAGCUCAGUGCAGUGUUCGUAAAGGAUUACAAACAGGAUAUCCUGCAUAAACAGCAUGCUGACCAUCUGGCUUUAAAUGAAGAGAUCGUUAAUAGAAAGAAGAACGUAGAUCAAGCUAUUAAAAAUGGUCAGGCUCUUCUAAAGCAAACCACAGGUGAAGAGGUAUUACUUAUCCAGGAGAAACUAGAUGGAAUAAAGACUCGCUACGCAGACAUCACAGUCAGUAGCUCCAAGGCUCUCAGAACUUUAGAGCAAGCCCGGCAGCUGGCCACCAAAUUUCAGUCUACCUAUGAAGAACUGACCGGGUGGCUGAGGGAGGUGGAGGAAGAACUGGCAGCCAGUGGAGGACAGUCUCCCACAGGGGAACAGAUACCCCAGUUUCAGCAAAGACAGAAGGAACUAAAGAAGGAGGUUAUGGAGCACAGGCUGGUGUUGGACACAGUGAAUGAGGUGAGCCGUGCUCUCUUAGAGCUGGUGCCCUGGAGAGCCAGAGAAGGGCUGGAUAAACUUGUGUCCGAUGCCAAUGAGCAAUACAAACUGGUCAGUGACACUAUUGGACAAAGGGUGGAUGAAAUUGAUGCUGCUAUUCAGAGAUCACAACAGUAUGAGCAAGCUGCUGAUGCAGAACUAGCUUGGGUUGCUGAAACAAAACGGAAACUGAUGGCCCUGGGUCCAAUUCGCCUAGAACAGGACCAGACCACAGCUCAGCUGCAGGUACAGAAGGCUUUCUCCAUUGAUAUCAUUCGACACAAAGAUUCAAUGGAUGAACUCUUCAGUCACCGUGGUGAGAUCUUUGGCACAUGUGGGGAGGAGCAGAAAGCUGUAUUGCAGGAAAAGACAGAGUCUCUGAUACAGCAAUAUGAAGCCAUUAGUCUUCUCAAUUCAGACCGUUAUGCCCGCCUAGAGCGGGCACAGGUCUUGGUGAACCAGUUUUGGGAGACUUAUGAAGAGCUCAGUCCCUGGAUUGAGGAAACUCGGGCACUAAUAGCACAGUUGCCUCCUCCAGCUAUCGAUCAUGAGCAGCUCAGGCAGCAGCAGGAGGAAAUGAGGCAACUAAGGGAAUCUAUUGCUGAACACAAACCUCAUAUUGAUAAGCUACUAAAGAUAGGCCCACAGCUAAAGGAGUUGAACCCUGAGGAGGGAGAAAUGGUGGAAGAAAAGUACCAGAAAGCAGAAAAUAUGUACAUCCAAAUAAAGGAGGAGGUGCGCCAGAGAGCCCUGGCUCUGGAUGAGGCCGUGUCACAGUCUGCACAGAUCACAGAGUUUCACGAUAAAAUUGAGCCCAUGUUGGAGACUCUGGAGAAUCUUUCCUCUCGCCUGUGUAUGCCACCACUGAUACCUGCUGAAGUAGACAAGAUCAGAGAGUGCAUCAGUGAUAAUAAGAGUGCCACCAUGGAGCUAGAAAAACUGCAGCCGUCCUUUGAGGCUCUGAAGCGCCGUGGAGAAGAGCUCAUUGGGCGAUCUCAGGGAGCAGACAAGGAUCUGGCCGCAAAAGAAAUCCAAGAUAAAUUGGAUCAAAUGGUAUUCUUCUGGGAGGACAUUAAAACUAGGGCUGAAGAGCGAGAAAUGAAAUUCCUCGACGUCCUUGAAUUAGCGGAGAAGUUCUGGUAUGACAUGGCAGCUCUCCUGACCACCAUCAGAGACACCCAGGAUAUUGUCCAUGACUUGGAAAGCCCAGGCAUUGACCCAUCCAUCAUCAAACAACAGGUUGAAGCUGCUGAGACUAUUAAGGAAGAGACAGAUGGUCUUCAUGAGGAGUUGGAGUUCAUUCGAAUCCUGGGAGCAGAUUUGAUUUUUGCCUGUGGAGAAACUGAGAAGCCUGAAGUGAGGAAGAGCAUUGAUGAGAUGAAUAAUGCUUGGGAGAACUUAAACAAAACAUGGAAGGAGAGGCUAGAGAAACUUGAGGAUGCCAUGCAAGCUGCUGUGCAGUAUCAGGACACUCUGCAGGCAAUGUUUGACUGGCUGGAUAACACUGUGAUUAAACUCUGCACCAUGCCCCCUGUUGGCACUGACCUCAACACUGUUAAAGAUCAAUUAAAUGAAAUGAAGGAGUUCAAAGUGGAAGUUUACCAACAACAAAUUGAGAUGGAGAAGCUCAAUCACCAGGGUGAACUGAUGCUAAAGAAAGCUACUGAUGAGACAGACAGAGACAUUAUACGCGAGCCACUGACAGAACUGAAACACCUCUGGGAGAACCUGGGUGAGAAAAUCGCCCACAGACAGCAUAAGUUAGAAGGUGCUCUCUUGGCCCUUGGCCAGUUCCAACAUGCCUUAGAGGAACUAAUGAGCUGGCUGAUACACACUGAAGAGCUGUUAGAUGCUCAGAGACCAGUAAGCGGAGACCCAAAAGUCAUUGAAGUUGAGCUCGCAAAGCACCAUGUUCUAAAAAAUGAUGUUUUGGCUCAUCAAGCCACAGUGGAAACAGUCAACAAAGCUGGCAAUGAGCUGCUUGAAUCAAGUGCUGGAGAUGAUGCCAGCAGCUUAAGGAGCCGUUUGGAGACUAUGAACCAGUGCUGGGAGUCGGUGUUACAAAAAACGGAGGAGAGGGAGCAGCAGCUUCAGUCAACACUACAGCAGGCCCAGGGUUUCCACAGUGAAAUUGAAGAUUUCCUCUUGGAACUAACUAGAAUGGAAAGCCAGCUUUCUGCAUCUAAGCCCACAGGAGGACUCCCGGAAACUGCUAGGGAACAGCUUGAUACACACAUGGAACUCUAUUCCCAGCUAAAAGCCAAAGAAGAGACUUACAAUCAGCUGCUUGACAAGGGCAGGCUCAUGCUGCUAAGCCGUGAUGACUCGGGGUCUGGCUCUAAGACAGAACAGAGUGUUGCACUCUUGGAGCAGAAGUGGCACGUGGUCAGCAGUAAGAUGGAAGAAAGAAAGUCAAAGCUGGAAGAGGCCCUCAACCUGGCAACAGAAUUCCAGAAUUCCCUACAAGAAUUUAUCAACUGGCUCACUCUAGCAGAGCAGAGUUUAAACAUCGCUUCUCCCCCAAGCCUGAUUCUAAACACUGUUCUUUCCCAGAUAGAGGAGCACAAGGUUUUUGCUAAUGAGGUGAAUGCUCAUCGAGACCAGAUCAUCGAACUUGAUCAAACCGGGAAUCAGUUAAAGUUCCUUAGCCAAAAACAGGAUGUUGUUCUGAUCAAGAAUUUGUUGGUUAGUGUCCAGUCUCGGUGGGAGAAGGUUGUCCAGAGAUCCAUUGAAAGAGGCCGAUCACUAGAUGAUGCCAGGAAGCGGGCAAAACAAUUCCAUGAAGCCUGGAAGAAACUGAUUGACUGGCUAGAAGAUGCAGAGAGUCACCUGGACUCAGAACUGGAAAUAUCCAAUGACCCAGACAAAAUUAAACUUCAGCUCUCCAAACAUAAGGAAUUUCAGAAAACUCUUGGUGGCAAACAGCCAGUAUAUGAUACCACAAUUAGAACUGGCAGAGCACUGAAAGAAAAGACUUUGCUUCCUGAUGAUACCCAGAAACUUGACAACUUACUGGGAGAAGUCAGAGAUAAGUGGGAUACUGUUUGUGGCAAGUCUGUGGAGCGGCAACACAAGUUGGAGGAAGCCCUGCUGUUUUCAGGCCAGUUCAUGGAUGCUUUGCAGGCUUUGGUUGACUGGUUGUAUAAGGUGGAGCCACAGCUGGCCGAGGACCAGCCUGUGCAUGGGGACCUUGACCUUGUCAUGAACCUCAUGGAUGCCCAUAAGGUUUUCCAGAAGGAACUGGGAAAGCGAACAGGGACUGUUCAGGUCCUGAAGCGGUCAGGCCGAGAGCUGAUUGAGAACAGUCGAGAUGACACCACUUGGGUGAAGGGGCAGCUCCAGGAACUGAGCACUCGCUGGGACACUGUGUGUAAACUCUCUGUUUCCAAACAAAGCCGACUUGAGCAGGCCUUAAAACAGGCAGAAGAGUUUCGGGACACAGUCCACAUGCUGUUGGAGUGGCUUUCUGAAGCAGAACAAACACUUCGAUUUCGGGGAGCACUUCCUGAUGACACAGAGGCUCUGCAGUCACUCAUUGACACCCAUAAGGAGUUCAUGAAAAAAGUGGAAGAAAAGCGAAUAGAUGUUAACUCAGCAGUAGCCAUGGGGGAAGUAAUCCUGGCUGUCUGCCACCCUGAUUGCAUCACAACCAUCAAACACUGGAUCACCAUCAUCCGAGCUCGUUUUGAGGAGGUCCUGACAUGGGCUAAGCAGCACCAGCAGCGUCUUGAAACGGCUCUGUCAGAACUAGUGGCCAAUGCAGAGCUCCUGGAAGAACUUCUGGCAUGGAUCCAGUGGGCCGAGACCACCCUCAUCCAGCGGGAUCAGGAGCAAAUCCCUCAGAACAUUGACCGAGUUAAAGCCCUGAUCGCCGAGCAUCAGAUGUUUAUGGAAGAAAUGACUCGCAAACAGCCUGAUGUGGACCGGGUCACCAAGACGUACAAAAGAAAAAAUAUAGAACCCACCCAUGCGCCUUUCAUUGAGAAAUCCCGCAGAGGAAAAUCUCUGAGUCAGCCCACACCUCCUCCCAUGCCAAUCCUUUCUCAAUCUGAAGCAAAGAACCCACGGAUCAACCAGCUCUCUGCCCGCUGGCAGCAGGUGUGGCUCCUAGCACUGGAGCGGCAGCGGAAGCUGAAUGAUGCCUUGGAUAGAUUGGAGGAGUUGAAGGAAUUUGCCAACUUUGACUUUGAUGUCUGGAGGAAGAAGUAUAUGCGUUGGAUGAAUCACAAAAAGUCUCGGGUGAUGGAUUUCUUCCGGCGCAUUGACAAGGACCAGGAUGGGAAGAUAACACGUCAGGAGUUCAUCGAUGGCAUUUUAGCAUCCAAGUUCCCCACCACCAAGCUAGAGAUGACUGCUGUGGCUGACAUUUUUGACCGAGAUGGAGAUGGCUACAUUGAUUACUAUGAAUUUGUGGCUGCUCUGCAUCCCAAUAAAGAUGCUUACCGCCCAACAACAGAUGCAGAUAAAAUUGAAGAUGAGGUCACGAGACAAGUGGCUCAGUGCAAAUGUGCAAAAAGGUUUCAAGUGGAGCAAAUUGGAGAGAAUAAAUACCGGUUCUUCCUCGGCAACCAGUUUGGGGACUCCCAGCAGCUGCGGCUGGUCCGUAUCCUGCGCAGCACAGUGAUGGUUCGAGUUGGUGGAGGAUGGAUGGCCUUGGAUGAAUUUUUAGUGAAAAAUGAUCCCUGCCGAGCACGAGGUAGAACUAACAUCGAACUCAGAGAGAAAUUCAUCCUACCAGAGGGGGCAUCCCAGGGAAUGACCCCUUUCCGAUCACGAGGCCGAAGGUCCAAGCCAUCGUCCCGAGCAGCGUCCCCAACUCGCUCGAGCUCCAGUGCUAGUCAGAGUAACCACAGCUGCACGUCUAUGCCGUCUUCUCCGGCCACCCCAGCCAGUGGUACCAAGACUCUGCUUCAGUUCUCUCGCUGUUAUGACAAACCCUGGUUGGUAAACAGUAAAGCUGGCACCCCUAUGAGGGACAGCCAUUCUCCUGACCUCCAGCUGCCCAGCCCCGAGGUUAUCCCAUCAACAAGCAGCAAGUUGAAACGACCAACACCAACUUUUCAUUCUAGUCGAACAUCUCUUGCUGGUGAUACCAGCAAUAGUUCUUCCCCAGCCUCCACAGGUGCCAAAACUAAUCGAGCAGACCCUAAAAAGUCAGCCAGUCGCCCUGGAAGUCGGGCUGGGAGUCGAGCCGGGAGUCGAGCCAGCAGCCGGCGAGGAAGCGACGCCUCUGACUUUGACCUUUUAGAGACGCAGUCCGCUUGUUCAGACACUUCAGAAAGCAGUGCUGCUGGGGGCCAAGGCAGCUCCAGGAGAGGGUUAAACAAACCUUCCAAAAUCCCCACCAUGUCUAAGAAGACCACCACUGCCUCUCCCAGGACUCCGGGUCCCAAGCGAUAACACUGUCCACCACUCCCCAGCCACUCUCCACUUUGAGUCCUCCAUACAUUGGGUGUAUAUUUAUUCUGAACAGGAGAAGUUAUAUUGUUAAAAGUGUAAAAGAAUAAUUGUGUUAAGAAGCUGCCUUAUUUUUUUUUCUUUUUGUAAGUUACUAUUUUCAUGUGAAUAUUUAUGUAGAUAAAAUUUGCCUCCUGGUAACCCUGUAAUGGAUGGGGUCCAGAAAUGAAAUAUUUGAGAAAAACAAGUGAAAAGGUCAAGAUGCAAAUGUGUAUUAGGAAAAAAAAAGCAUAUAAAUAGGGUUUCUGCGCGGUGCAGGGUUGAAAACCUGCUUUAUCUUUUAGGAUUAUUCCUAAAUGCAUCUUCUUUAUAAACUUUACUUGCUGUCUCAGCAAGAUAAAUUAUAUUAAAAAAAAUAAGAAUCCUGCAGUGUUUAAGGAACUCUUUUUUUUUUUUGUAAAUCACAGACACCUCAAUUAACAAGAACUGAAGAGAGGACACUUAAAAUUGCUUUUCUCAUUGUUUUAAUGUUGUGAUUUUAGCUGAAGAGAGGGAACCUCAUUAAGUAACAUUUGCACAUGAUAACAUCAAAAGGAGUUCAUUGCAAUACUGUCUUUGGAUCUUGUUUCAGUACAGGGUGUUUAAAGGACAAAUAGCUGCUAGAAUUCAGGGGUAAAUGUAACCGUUCAGAAAAUGUCAGAGCAGAAGGGUUUUGAACUGAUUUGUAACUUCCUACCCAGCCUAGCCACCGAUAACUCUCGUGUUCACUGGGACCCAGACCCUUGGCAAGGGGGGCUCCUGGGUGCCAUUGUGAAUUAUAUGGAUUUGUUUAUCUACAUUUUUGCUAUUUAUUUAAAUGGUCGAUCAACUUCCCACAAACUGAAGAAUGAAUUCCACAAACCUCUUCUGGAAAUGUGGACAUAAGAGAAAAGCACUUGCUCACCCUUUAAUGGACUUCACCAGCACACUUGUUAACCAGUCCCGUUUGCUUUCGUCUUUUUUUGUGUGUAAUAAAGUCAACUGACCAAGUGACCAUGAAGAGGGGCUGUCUGGGGCUCCUGUUUUUUAGCUGCUGUUCCUCUUCAGCUCCGACCAUGUUGCUGUGUGAUUAUCUCAAUUGGUUUUAAUUGAGGCAGAAACCGAAGCUCUACCAAUGAACUGUUUAAAAACGAGACACACUUUUGUAUUAAAAUUGCUUGCAGUAACAAA
Molecule: messenger RNA, 23580 nt
Organism: Otolemur garnettii (small-eared galago)
Lineage: Eukaryota; Metazoa; Chordata; Mammalia; Primates; Galagidae
Product: microtubule-actin cross-linking factor 1
Exons: 100
Coding region: 10-22374 (7454 amino acids)
Biological process (GO): regulation of focal adhesion assembly; wound healing; regulation of microtubule-based process
Cellular component (GO): keratin filament; cytoplasm; membrane
Molecular function (GO): structural molecule activity; cadherin binding; microtubule binding
Source: RefSeq, a predicted model, not a curated record